AUGCGAAUCGGACUCGUGCGGCAGGCGCUGCUUUUGUGGAGGAAGAAUUGGACCCUGCGUGCCACGUUGGCCUGGAAUCAGAAGGCCAACUCAGCCACCGGUUCGGCAUUCUUCCCGUUCACCACCAUCGCUCUCGUCACCAUGUCAUACCAGACCGACAUAGAAGAUGCGAACCCCUGGGCAGCAACUACCUCUCGCGCUACACCAUCGUCCCUGCCCGGGUCGUCGCUAGACCAAGCUAUCGUUGUCGACGACCCACCAGAGACCGCGCCUCCUCCCUACUCGGAUCCCCAGCACGGCUUCACCUCGUCAUCCCGCCCCGACACCGGCCAUGUCCAUCACACGGGCAUGGAAAACACCGACCAGGUGCUGCUGCUCGUCUUCAUUCACGGCUUCAAGGGCUCGUCCGAAACCACGUUUGAAGACUUUCCCUCGCGCCUCACCCACAACCUCCAGGAAACCUAUCCGGGCCUGCACGUCAAGUCGCUUGUCUAUCCGACGUACGACACGCGCGGCAGCCUCGCUGCUGCCGUCGCUUUGUUCGUCGAGUGGCUCACCAUGCAGACCGUCAUGCUCGAAGACAGGCUCAAGCUCGACCCGGACACGGGCGCCAUUCGGCCCGACCCCACCGCCACCAUCGGCGGCGGCGGCCCAGGCAGCGUCAAGAUCGUCCUCGCAGGCCAUUCGAUGGGCGGACUCAUCGCUGUGGAUGCCGCGCUCAGCAUCGCACGCAAGACGUCCGAGCAGCAGCAACCCACGCACGCCAAGCGCAAGCUGUGGCCCGCCGUCGUCGGAGUGAUUGCGUACGACACGCCCUACUACGGCGUGCAUCCGGGCGUGUUCAAGCACGGCAUCAACAAGUACGCCGGCUACAUCCAGACUGCACAGAACAUCGGCACAUUUUUGGCGCCCAUGGGCGUAGGCCUGGCUGCACGCUGGAAUUCGGAGCGUCAGUCGCAGUCGUCUUCCGCCACCCCACCUUCCAACACCACCAGCGCGGCCAAUGGACGGUCUUCGCGCACGACGGAGUCGAACGGGAACGAUGCAGCCGCAUCGGCACGCGCGAGCAGCAACUGGCGCACCGCACUCAUGGCGACGGGCGCCGUGGCGCUCGCUUCGGGCGCCGCCGCUUCCGCAGCGUACUUUAACAAGGACAAGAUCAACGGCGCGUACGGCUGGGUGUCGGACCACCUUGCGUUUGUGUCGAAUCUGUGGGAUGAUUCGGCGCUGCGUGCGCGGUUGGACCAGCUGGUGGAGCAGCCGCAGAUCCUGUUCCACUGCUACUACACGCGGCUGCCCGCCAGCUCGCGCGCCGCCAACCCGACCGCACAGGCGCAGGCGAGGGAUAGGACGUUCAUCAUUCUGCCGCCACGCGACGCACGCUCCGCACCGAGUUUCACGCCCAUGGACAAUGUGCAGGCGGCCGACGAGGUGGAGGCGCACAUCAGCAUGUUCAACGCGCGUGCCAAUCCGAGGUACUUUGAGCUCGGGCUGCAGACCUCGCGCCUCGUCGCGACGUGUCUGGACAACGAGAGCAGGUUCGGCGACCAGACGCAUGCGCAGCACGAGACCGAAACCGGCCGCGGCGAUAUGGACGAAGAAAAGGGUCUACGGUUCGGAGACGACGAGAUCGAACAGCUCAGGCAUGCCGAACGUCCAACGUAG
Messenger RNA from Moesziomyces antarcticus, 1665 nucleotides. RefSeq names its product catalytic protein. The coding region runs from base 1 to 1665 and encodes 554 amino acids. NCBI's taxonomy places the organism in Eukaryota, Fungi, Basidiomycota, Ustilaginomycetes, Ustilaginales, Ustilaginaceae. The transcript has a single exon. The record is from RefSeq and is a predicted model, not a curated record.